CUGUCGAACCAAAAGUACUUAGAAAAUGACACAAUCAAACGUCUAGUGGUUUUGUUGUUUUAUUUGGCAAUUCUAAAAUUAAUUAAAACCAAUUAAGCGUCUAUUUUAACACAUAUAUGACUAACCCUAAUUUAGAUACAGCAUUCCUUCGAAUUAAGACGGCAAAAUGCUGUAAGAACGCACGCCCUAAUCACUCACCAAUAGGUUACUAACCCUGCUUUGUAACUUUUUUUAGUUUUGUGUUUUUACAUUUAUUUUCAUCCUUUAAACGGCUGUUGUUCGUUAUCGUGAUUGUAUUUUCCGCGAAACGGUCGUGAAAAGUGUAGUUCACCAGUCAAGUUCAACUAUCUUUGUUCAUCAGCAGAAAGUAGCCCAACAUUCAGAAUGACUGAAUACAAACUGGUUGUUGUGGGGUCUGGAGGUGUAGGCAAGUCUGCCCUCACUAUUCAGUUAAUACAGAAUCACUUUGUGGACGAAUACGACCCCACGAUUGAAGACUCGUAUAGGAAACAAGUAGUGAUCGAUGGGGAAACUUGUUUAUUGGACAUAUUGGACACUGCUGGUCAAGAAGAGUACAGCGCAAUGAGAGACCAGUACAUGAGAACAGGCGAGGGUUUUUUGUUAGUUUUCGCUGUAAAUACUGUGAAGAGUUUCGAUGACAUAGUGGUGUAUCGAGAACAGAUCCUUAGGGUGAAAGACACGGAGGAUGUUCCCAUGGUCCUGGUAGGAAACAAGUGCGAUUUGCCGUCUUGGGUAGUCGAUAUGAACCGGGCGCGAGAGAUUGCGAAACAGUACAAUAUUCCGUUCAUCGAGACCUCAGCGAAAACUCGGAUGGGCGUAGAUGAUGCCUUUUACUCUCUAGUGCGGGAGAUACGAAAGGACAAAUUUCACAAAGGAAAAAAGUCGAACAAGUUCCAGGGGCCGGGCCGAGGAUUCCCUUUCAAGCUGCGCUGCAAUAUACUUUAGGUACGGUCGGUUUCUUAGUCAUUUCAAAUCUUGAACAGGCGAAGUUUUCAAACAAUUUCUCCUGCCCAGUUAUUCCAAUCAGGUGUGUUUUGCCAGAAUCAAAUUCGGCGCAUUUAGAGCCGAGGAAUUGUUCGAAAACUCGCCAUUAACAGUGUAUGUACUUUGAAAAUUGAAAAAACAGAUGUACAAAUCGCAAUUUUUAUAUUAGGUCGAUUGUAAUGGCAUAGAUCUUAAAUCAAUCAAUCAUCAGGCGAAUUGAUAUACUUAUAGAUUUUUUGUUUUUGGACUAACAUUGAAGCGCAGCACCAAAAAGGCAUUUUUAUUGUGAACAUUCUCUAUGCCAAUUCACAUAUGGGCUUGAAAACUAAAUCGUGACAAAAAGACUAUUGAACAUACAUGCAUGUAAAUUUUGACGCGUGUUCUACUAACAUAGGCUAGUGUGACUAUAAAUGAAUUCUGACGGAAAAUUAGUUUCUAAACAAACGUUAGCUCUACAUGGUGUACUAAAAAGAUUGUUAUAUUUUUCACCACUUAGAGAUUCUAAUUGAACAGGAUUUUUGCCGAAAUUUGAAUUUGUUUUCUCAAACUUUCAACAACAAACAAGAAAUAGAGCUUUAUUAUUGAAUCAUUGUAAAAGAAGUAAAUAUUAAUAAUUGGCGGUCCAAAUUAUUAAUACUUAUUGCAGCAAACGCCGUGUAUAAUGUGGCUGCUGUUUGCUAAUGUUACACCCCAUCUUUGUUCAAUUUCGAGCUGUUUUAAGGGUAAAACUGCAAGUAAUUUUUGUGAAAUCGUCGAUCUUAAAUGUCGUUAUUUUUAGAACAAGCCUUAAAUUUCAACCUCAACUAUUUUUGUACCAUUGCCAUACCAAGAGCCUACAGUCUCUUCGUAGUAAUUAGGUUUGCUCUCACGUAAUAUCAACAAUUAGGCGUAUUGUAAAAACAUGUAUAUCCACGCGUUUCGUUCAUCUCAGUUGGUUGACGCCGAUUUGCUAGUAAUUCAUUUCCUUAUUGAGAUUUUUCUUUUUAUUGUCCGUGAUGUACUAAUAAUAAUAAAAAAUAAUCAUAUUUUGCCUUUCCUAUCAAGUUAUAGCAAUUAUAGAUAUUAGGUAACAUUUACUCUAAUCUAUUAAUAAAAUCUCGUUAAAACUC
Molecule: messenger RNA, 2114 nt
Organism: Dendroctonus ponderosae (mountain pine beetle)
Lineage: Eukaryota; Metazoa; Arthropoda; Insecta; Coleoptera; Curculionidae
Gene: Ras85D
Product: ras-like protein 1
Exons: 3
Coding region: 385-966 (193 amino acids)
Biological process (GO): Ras protein signal transduction; epidermal growth factor receptor signaling pathway
Cellular component (GO): plasma membrane
Molecular function (GO): GDP binding; GTPase activity; GTP binding
Source: RefSeq, a predicted model, not a curated record